Aspergillus nomiae NRRL 13137 is the source of this 1878-nucleotide messenger RNA. Its product is annotated as SAP domain protein. Bases 1 to 1878 code for a protein of 625 amino acids. The record is from RefSeq and is a predicted model, not a curated record. The transcript has a single exon. Gene Ontology annotation, molecular function: nucleic acid binding. Lineage: Eukaryota; Fungi; Ascomycota; Eurotiomycetes; Eurotiales; Aspergillaceae.
AUGACCGAUUACUCGACAUGGAAAGUGACUGAACUGAAGGCGGAACUGAAGCGACGCGGCAUUGCGCAGACCGGCCUCAGAGUCAAACAGCAAUUUAUUGACAGACUCGUGGAGGAAGACGCGAAGGGCGCCGAGAGCCCAGUCGCGAAGGAAGAUACCACUGCGACACAGAAUGCUGUUGAGGAGUCACAACCCGCCGAGGAGAAACAACCUACGCCGCCUGCCGUGGAUGCUGCAGAGUCACACAGCCCCAAGCCUGAAGAACAAGUGCAGGAACAACAGCAGGAUAAAGAAGUGUCAGGUACUGAUAUUGGUGAAACGCAAGCCGAACAGAAGACCACAGAUGUGACACAAGAUGCCGACGCUCCUACUGAGAAGGAACGAGAGCCACCAUCCAAAUCGGAGCCGGCAGAACUAGCAGAAGCCAAGCCUGAAACUGGCACUUUGACGCAACCGGUUGAGCAGGCUCCCGGCAAUGUGGAAGAGAAGGAACCUACACUUACGAAGGAAGAAAGCACAGGCCAGACUGAGUCUGCUGAAAAGGUUGCGCCAGCUGCUGCACCCCCCUCAGAAUUGGCUACCGGAGUGUCUACGCCCCUCCCCGCCGAGGAGCUUAUUGAAGACUUUCGAAAAAGGAAGCGUCGCAGUCAAAGUCCUGUUCCUACACCCGAAGCGCAGGCGAACAAAAAGGCGAAGCUUCCAGCAGAAGCCCCUAGGGUUCUCUUGUCGGAGGACAGCGGCGCGAUGGAUAUUGAUGGGGUCACCAAACCGGACGAAACUGUUCCUGUCUUGCAAGAGCCUUCAGAAGAGCAUGUCAAUGUCAAUCAACCUGAUGAACAAGCUACUGUGCCUCAUGAUGAUUCACAUCCCCCUUCUAGCUCCGAUAACUCACGAAGCAAGAAGAGUACCGCGCCGAAACAAGACGUUCGUUUCAAGGGCCUCUUUGUAGCUGGCGAGACGGAACAGACCCGCCCUGCAUCUCCCCCCGCAGAUACAAUAUCUGAAGAUGCGGAAGUUGAGCCGGCCUUACAUGUUGCGACAGCAGCACUGUAUGUGGGUGGCCUGAUGCGCCCGCUUCAACCGGCUGCUCUUAAGAGUCACCUUAUUAAUAUUGCAUCACCCCCUGGUGCCUCACCUGAUCCCGACGUCGUUGUCGAUUUCUACCUGGAUUCCAUCAAGACACAUUGUUUUGUCAACUUUACCAGCGUUACAGCAGCGUCUCGUGCCCGUGCUGCUCUUCACAAUACUGUUUGGCCUAAUGAGCGGAACCGCAAAACUUUGUUUGUGGACUUCAUUCCCGAACAAAAGUUACAUCAAUGGAUUGAUACCGAAGAGAAUUCUCGUGGACGUAGCGGCCCUCCAGCUCGCUGGGAGGUAAAGUACGACCGAACUGACGACGGAGUGGAGGCUGUCUUGGAGGAAAUUGACCCGAAGAAUGCGGGACCCCGUCCAGCCCGCGGACCGGCGCCAAGUGACUUUUCUCGGCCCCCACCGUUGGGCCCACGAGCGGAUAUGGAGAAGAAAGACCGACGGCCUAGUGGCCCUUCACAAGCAGAGCCCAGCUCUCGACCUGGGCAAGGAUUCAAACCACUCGAUGAGCUAUUCAUGUCUACUACCACCAAGCCGAAACUGUACUAUCUUCCUGUCCCUCGCGACGUGGCGGAUCGGCGUUUAGACCGAUUCGAUGAUCUGCUGCGAAAAGGAUCGUAUCCUCGUCCCGGCGGCGACGAAACUCGCCGGAUAUCAUUCGAGGACGGCGACUUGUUUGUGGACAAUGGCCCUGAAUUUGGCGGUCGGAAUCGGCGACGAGGUGGUCGGGGGCGAGGUCGAGGUGGCUUUGGGGACUCCUGGAGGGGCGAUCGAAAAGGGCGUCCUUGA